CAGAAAUGGUAGCAAUGCCCAUCGCCUGCAAAUUCUAAUUCAAGUAAUUCAAGUAAUUGGCAUUGCCGUGUUCUGCCUUCUUCAGAAGAAACCUAGAGGCGCUUUCGUUUCUGUCCACCUCUCACUCCCAACUUCCGAAGCGGUCAUGUCAAACCUCUUCAAAGCACAGGAUCAUUACUUCCAGCAAGCCAAGCGAUUGAAGUACGUGGCGCGUUCAGCAUUCAAGCUGCUGGAGAUUCAGGACAAGCACCAUGUCAUCAAACAUAAGGGCGCCAAGGUGCUCGAUCUGGGGUGCGCUCCAGGGGCCUGGCUGCAGGUAGCGUGCAAGUUGCUGGGCAACAUCCGCAAUGGAGGCCUUGUUGUAGGGGUCGACAUCCAGCAAAUGAGGAUCCCAGGCCCCUACUGCGACAAGCGCGUCCGGUUCUUGCACGGGGAUGCGUUCGACAUUCAACCUUGGCACCUGCGGGACAUCAGUCCGCGAGUGAAGAAUGGCUUUACGACGGUUUUGUCGGACAUGUGCCCAGCCACGUCCGGAAACGGCUUCUCGGACGUUCGGUGCUCGCUCGAGCUCGGGGAGCGCGCCGCCCAGCUGGCCCUUGGACGGGCCAACUUCAGCCUAGACUUGGGUGAAGCGGACGACGGAUUCGGACGUCCGGAAGUGGGCUUUAGUGCUUUCGACGUCGAAUCCGGGCCUCCGGAACGAGAUUUUGGCCGUUCGGACGAGGAAGCCGGACGUCCGAAAGAGGGCGCGGGUGCUGCCGGCUGCCAACACGGACGUCCGAACGAGGGCGCCGGUGCAUCCGGAAACGGAAACGGAGACGGAAAGGGAGGUCCGAAAGGAAAGUAUGAGGACGGAGGCCUCCUCCUGCCGGGGGGCCACUUUGUUGUAAAGCUGCUGGAAGGCGAGGGGACGAAAGACUUCGGCGAGCGAUGCAAGCCGCUCUUCCACCGCGUGGCGUGGCUGCGCCCGCAGGCGACCCGGGCCGCCUCCCGCGAGAUCUACCUCAUCGCCAAACAACGGCUACAGCCGAGCUAGGCGUCCGCAAAGUCAGCGGCGUCCAAAAGCGCCGCCGCACUGAUUGUCCGCUGUUUCAGCGGCGUCCGAAAGCGUCAGAGCACUGAGCGUCCGCUCCUUCAGCAGCGUCCGAAAGGCGUGCGCCGUCAAUCCUCCGGAAGGCCGUAGCGUCCAAAACCAGCUACGCUUCCAAAGUUGCGUCCACCAACCCUUGGAGCUCCUAUUGCUCGAGCUUUGGAAGGGUGACGAAGUCCGAAGGGGGUUUUUCAAACGUGCGCCAAAAGGAACCCCCGUGUCCGCAAUGUCCUGGAAAUGGAGGCUCUCUGCGGCAGCCAAAGCGGCAGUUUGUAUAAGGCUUUUGAGUGCGCCACAGUUUAGAUUGUGCAACAAGCGCCCGGCUGCACGGCUUCAGUUGAGCUUCGUAGCGUCUGAAUAGCCGCAGUUGAAUUGGCUGCGAUUCACCGGUCAUUGCUCAGCCUCCGAAGGCGUCCGAAAAUCGGUAGAGCCUCAGUACCCAUUAGGCGGCUCUCUUUGGUCCUUUCGGACCGAUUGGACGCUUCGAACGACGGCUGAUUGUUUGACUGCGUCUCACUAGCCGUUUGGCCGGAAGAGACAGCGUGGUAACACCAGCUGCUGUCGUCGUCAUGCCGUGAGGUGCUAAGCGGCUGCUGUCGUCAGGUCGCAGCCUGACACAAAGGUUGAAACAAGCGACUCAGUAUGUUUCCAGAUGUGUCAACUCACGUGCAGUAGGAAAGAGAAGAUCACUUGAACGACCAACGAGAAGUCGUGCAUCGAGAUCUCGAAACUUUCACCUACUAGCAUAUAGAUCGGAGAUUGUUGCGGUGGACGGUGUUACAAUCGAUUCAGAAGUUCAAGCCCAACAUCAUAUCCACGUCAUAGUUCAACCUCAGCUCAUAAAACACUCUGAUUCCGCUUAAUUUCUCUUUAUAACCCUUCUUGUGCAUAGGUUUAUGAUCAGGGGGAAUUUUCAGCUCUAUG
Messenger RNA from Klebsormidium nitens, 2014 nucleotides. The record is from the annotation of a GenBank genome assembly. NCBI's taxonomy places the organism in Eukaryota, Viridiplantae, Streptophyta, Klebsormidiophyceae, Klebsormidiales, Klebsormidiaceae.